Messenger RNA from Scomber scombrus (Atlantic mackerel), 4273 nucleotides. RefSeq names its product POU class 6 homeobox 1 (gene pou6f1). The coding region runs from base 311 to 2290 and encodes 659 amino acids. NCBI's taxonomy places the organism in Eukaryota, Metazoa, Chordata, Actinopteri, Scombriformes, Scombridae. The transcript has 11 exons. The record is from RefSeq and is a predicted model, not a curated record. Gene Ontology annotation, molecular function: DNA-binding transcription factor activity, RNA polymerase II-specific; RNA polymerase II cis-regulatory region sequence-specific DNA binding. Gene Ontology annotation, biological process: regulation of transcription by RNA polymerase II.
GCGACUUUACAGCUCAAAAAGGAUCUUGUGUGACACCUCGAGGAUUUCUGAUUGUCUGAACUGUUGCAGAAAGGGCAUCGUCAUUAAAUAUUAAGAGAGAGGAGAUCCUAACAUUGCAACCCUCCUUAUCAAUGCAAAUACCUCUUUUGUGUGCAGUCACAGCGCCUGUCUGGGAGCUGAGAUGAAUUUUUAAUUAUGUGUGACUGAAACAAACUGUGACAAGGACCUUUAUAAGAGCCGGGGAUUACAGAAAAUAAGCUGCAUUUACGCGGAUGCCAGGAAGACAGUGAGCGUGGAGGUGCAGCGAGCCAUGAACUCCCAGGAUCUCCCUGCCAAAGAUGCCCCACUCACUGUCAAUGAGCAGGUGAUUGUGAUGUCUGGCCAUGAGACUAUUCGUGUGCUAGAGGUGGAGGUCGAUGCGUCUCUGCCAUCAUCAGGAUCUGAUGGGAAGAGUGAAGGCAAAGCUGAGGAGGAAGCGGCUCAGUCCACGGAGCAACCAGACGAUGGCCACGCCGUACCCCAGAACAACGGGGGAGUAGUGCCGGGUGAGCAGCAGGUGGUGUCUGUAGAGGCUCUGGCUCCUGCUAUCCAAACGCUGACUCCUGCGGUUCCCAUCAGUGUGUCCUUGCCGCAGCACCAGGCCACCAUGCCCAUCACAGUACAAAGCUGUCCACAGGUGCUGACCCAGGAAAGUUUGGCCACUCUGAUGACCGGUAUGAUGGCCCAGACAGGGUCACUUGGCCAGCCCCUGCUCAUCCCCAUCAGUAUGGCGGGCUCCAUCGGUGGCCAGGGCGGUUUGGCUGUUCUCACCCUCCCUACCAACAGCGUUGCCACGCUCCCCGGGCUCACAGCAGCUAACACGGCUGGAAACCUCCUCAAGCUGCCCUUCGCUGGCCUCCAAGCUGCAACAGUCCUGAACUCAGUCCAGCCCCAGCUGCAGACAAAUGCACAGACGGUGUUCCAGCCUCAAGCAGCUUCCUUACAGCAAGUGCAGGCUGCUAUGCAGCAGGUGACGUCUCAGCCAACACAGGUGACCAAUACUCAAGUAACUGCUGCUCAGGUGGCGGCAGCACAGGCGACACCGAUCACCACCCCCGUCUCUCAGUCCAACAUAUCCAUAGCAGCACUUCAGACUGCAGGAAUCUCCAUCAAUCCUGCUAUUAUCAAUGCGGCUUCCCUGGGAGGGCAGCCCCAGUUCCUCAGUUCCCUCACCUCUACUCCCAUCAUCACAAGUGCCAUGUCCAACAUGGCUGGCAUUACCAGUCAGCUUAUCACAAAUGCUCAAGGGCAGGUCAUAGGAACCCUCCCGCUCUUGUUGAAUCCAGCUUCUCUGGCUGGAGGGGGUGCAACUCCCACCCUACAGGGUCUCCAGAGUCUCCAGGGUCUCCAGGGUCUCCAGGGUCUCCAGGGUCUCCAGGGUCUCCAGGGACUCCAGGGACUCCAGGGACUCCAGGGUCUCCAGGGUCUCCAGGUUCAGACUGUAGCCCCACAGUUGCUUUUCAACACCCAGGGCCAGCUAAUUGCCACUGUAGGGAACGGACCCGCCACAGUCACGACUUCUGCUUCAGUUCUGACCAAAGCUACAGCUCAGCCAACAUUUUCCAAACCAAGCACGCAGGAUUUAUUCCUUCCCUUUCAGGCUUCAGUAACGGCUGUCACCCAGUCACCAGUUGUCAUCGCCCCGCAGCCCUCUGUACUGAAGACAGCCACCACGCUCUCCUCCACAGUACCAAUAACCUGUGGAGACAUGGCAAAAGUGGGCCAGCUUGUCAACAAACCCCAGCAGGUAGUCAGCAACGAGGAAGGCAUUAAUCUGGAGGAGAUUCGAGAGUUUGCCAAGAACUUCAAGAUCCGUCGGCUGUCCUUGGGCCUCACGCAGACACAAGUAGGGCAGGCCCUGACUGCAACUGAGGGUCCGGCCUACAGCCAGUCUGCCAUUUGCAGGUUUGAAAAGCUGGAUAUCACCCCAAAAAGCGCUCAGAAGUUGAAGCCAGUGUUGGAGAAGUGGCUGGCUGAAGCUGAGCAUUGGAACCAGAAAGGCCAACAGAACCUGAUGGAGUUUGUUGGCGGUGAACCGUCAAAAAAACGCAAGCGGCGCACAAGUUUCACACCACAGGCAAUAGAAGUCCUUAACUCCUACUUUGAGAAGAACGCUCUGCCAACAGGCCAAGAGAUUACAGAAAUCGCAAGGGAGUUAAACUAUGAUCGAGAGGUUGUGCGAGUAUGGUUCUGCAACCGGCGACAGACGCUGAAAAACACAAGCAAGAUCAAUGUCUUCCAGGUCCAGUAGCGACAUAGUUCUGUGAGACUCUGCCACAAAUCUUCUGUCCUGUCGGGAGGUUGAACUUUGAAGCCUGUCUGUAAUACGGUUCAAACUCUUAUGAGAUUGAAAGAAAAUCAGAAAAUGAAGGAAAUAACACAUAUUUCAAGCCUUAUGGAAGAGUACUGAAGUAAGUUAUUGUGUUUUUAAGGCUGUAUGUGUGUUCACUACUUGUGUGUGGUGGGUACUAAGUCAAACUGCAUGGUCCUCUUAUCAUAUACAGUGAUAAUACAUUGAUAAUAACAUAAACACAUUUGUUAAACUUUUAUACAAGUGGUUUUCUAGGCUAGCCCUCUGGUUUACAUGAAGUCGUGUUGAUUUUAAUCACAUAAAUGUUACUUUGACACAAUGACUGACAUCACCCUGAUAUUUGAAUAAUGUGCUUUUGCCAGCAUGGAUGUUUUGAAAAUGUGCUGCUCAUUUAUUUUAUAUUCACAUGACAUUUGUACUGCAGGAGUAACUCUCCUAAAAUAAACAUAGAAUAUAUUAAAUUAAGCAGAAAUUAUGUAGGCAACAUGUAGGCAUUAACCUCUAACCUAGCUAUAUUUUAAUUAGAAUUAGUUGUCUAAGGAACACCAAAAAUCACAUAACUCUCCAUGGACUCUUGACUCUGCGUUAAGAGUGUUAUGUAUAAGUGUUUUGGGACAAUCAUCAUUUUGAUAUUUCUUAUUAGCAGUGUGAAGUGUGUCCAUAGAGAGAGUCAUUUCUGACGUUCAUGGAUGAUGAGUUCUUUUUAAAAUCAAGUUGUAGUUUAGACUAUUGCCUAUGCUGCCACAAAUGUAAACAUUUCACAUUUUUUUUUAUAUGGUUUGUUUCAUUUGUGAGUUACUGACACAUACUGUAUGUGGGGUGACACAAAUGAAUGUGAAGUCUCCACAGUCCGUCCUGUUUUUACACAUUCUGUUUAAUGUGCUUAUGAUACUCUGAGAGUAUUCUGUGUUUUUUACUGUUCGUUGUUGUAACUGUUUCUUUAAUGGCCUGAAAUUGCUUCUGCUGCGCUUCUCAUCCCAAGGUAGAUACAGUAUAUCUUUUAAAAUAGGAGCAUAAUUGGCCUGGUCAACUUAAAAUAGUCUUGAAUUGCCUCAUACAUUAGUGCCAGCUUUUUUAAAUAUCCUUAAUAAGCCUAAUAUAAAUCAAAUUGAUUAAUUGAAUUACAUUUGUUUGAAUAACUGUUCAGCCAAGGAAGGUGUAUUGUGGUUUAACGUGCUAUGAUUUUCAAGUUGAAUGAGUUAGAUGGGUGUGUUUGCAUGUGCAGUAUGGAGUUAUUUACUGUGACAAUAUAAUGGCAGUUAUUUUUACCUUUGGCAAUUCUUCAAGAAUUCUUUGCACUUUAGUGACAGCAGGAGGAGUAAAAGGGUUGCAGUGAUUUUGUACAGUUCAAAUUUCCAAUUAUGUAUGCGAGAGAAUUUAACUUCUGUGUUUCAGUGUUCUUGGAGAGCAAAAAGCUUUGCAAAAUGUAGCAGUGCUGGCAAAAUUGCAAUCAUCAACAUGACAAGCAACAUCGAUCGUUAUGAUUAAUGUACUUUUUAUGCAGAUGAAAUAUAAAACUGCAGAUGAAAUAUCAAUGCUAAUAUGCAUAAAUCACAUCUUUAAAAGACUUUUGGUUGCAGUGACACAUUGAAUGGUUAAUUUUAUGUUAUAACUCAUAUUUGCCUUUUGAGACGGGCUACUUUUCAGUGGACAUACACCUAAAUGUACGAAUAAUUAAUGCAAAGGUCUUUCUUUAACAUGUUAUACUUUCAUGCUCAAUAUGGGAAGACAAUAUAUAAUAUUGUUUAAUAGCCUAUACUAAGUUAUGACUAGAGAAAAGAUGGACUAAAUUACAAUAAUAAGAUAUCAUUUAUUAGGCAUUUGACUCUGCAAAGCACACACAAAGGUCAGGUCUUUGCAAGAUACAGGGGAAAGCAAAGGUUUUUGUCCUUUUUUUUUGUCAAAUAAUAAAAUAAAUCCUGU